AUCGGAGCUUCCCUUGUCACCACCAUCCACUCUGCUGCCUCAGGACUUGACAAGGCUCUACCUAAGUCUUCCAAGGGCCGCUUUCGUCAUUCUCAACCUUGUCCAUAUCAACCCGUCCAUCACAUACACGCAUCACAAACUGCUGCACUUGCCAGGACAUCAUCGCACAUAAACACUCCGAAAGUCUUCCAACCCACAGAGCCUGCGCAACCUGUUGUUAUCGGUGGCUCCGCCCAGCCCUUGACUUGCCAACAUGAACCUCCUCUACUCAACCGUCAAUACGAUCAGGGACAAGUACACGCCCGUCAGCCACACAUCAACAUUCCGAAAGACCGGCCAGAUCACACCCGAAGAGUUCCUAGCAGCUGGCGACUAUCUCGUCUUCAAGUUCCCCACCUGGUCGUGGGCCGAUGCUGAGUCCGAAGCGAAGCGCGUCAACUACCUCCCGCCCGGCAAGCAGUUUCUCGUCACUCGCAAUGUUCCGUGCAACCGCCGGCUCGAUGCCGACUUUGCCGGCGAUGCGGGCCACGAAGAAGCCGUAGUCGGCGAUGGCGACGACUUCAAAUCCAAGGGCGACGCAGACGAAGAUGGAUGGUUGCGAACCGGCGGCCUGAGCAGCUCGCAGCCGCUCAAGGCCAAAGACGUCCGGACAGUCGACGAUUCAGGCAAGGUUGAGGACACUCUGGACGACGAUGACGAGAUCCCGGACAUGGAGGACGAAGAUGAUGAUGAGGCCAUCAUUCACGACACAGACGCUCACAAGCGCACUGGUGCCCGGAGAACUUAUACCCUGUACAUCAUGUACUCACCCUACUACCGCACACCUCGCCUAUAUCUGUCUGGGUACGCAGGGGGUCAACCGCUAGCUCCUCAGCUCAUGAUGGAGGACAUUGUAGGCGACUACAAGGACAAGACCGUCACUCUCGAGGACUUUCCCUUCUUCGCCACCAACGUCAAGAUGGCCAGCGUCCACCCGUGCAAGCACGCCUCGGUGAUGAAGACAUUACUAGACCGCGCGGACGCCGCCCUCAAGAUCCGCAGGGACAAGAUGAAGUCGGGAAAGCUGGUCGGUCAGGACGCCGGCAUGGAGGGCCUCGUCGACGAGAUCAACAAGCUCGACGUCAAGAGCGCCGAGGCGGCGGCAGAGAACGCUACCGAUGACUGGGAAGAGGUCGAAGCCGAGGACCAGGAGGUCGCCAUCCGCGUAGAUCAAUAUCUGGUUGUGUUCCUCAAGUUCAUGGCCAGUGUUACACCAGGCAUCGAGCACGACUUUACGAUGGGCGUCUAAGUACAUUUUGACAUUCUUACGACUAAGCGAAGAGCACAAUAUCAGGGGAUAGGAGGAUUGACUACUUUUUUUUCCACCCUCUCUCGUGGUUCCAUUAGAUGCAUUCAGCUUGAGACUUGGCGUUUCUGCGUAUUGAUUCCUCUCCUUUGAGCAAUGGACAAAUUUCAGAGGGCGUUCUCUUUUUCAAUCAUGGGGGGUUUUUUUCUUCUUCGAGCCAUAGUCUUUGACAGAAUUCAAUUUUCCAGCCGAAGAAUCAUUCUAGACAGCUGGCUAGUCUAGCACCAAAGAUGAUGAGAGCUCCAGAUAGAUGGCGGCGCCGUGACUUGCUGAAAUGCGCACACCGCACGAGAUAUCCU
Microdochium trichocladiopsis is the source of this 1644-nucleotide messenger RNA. Its product is annotated as autophagocytosis associated protein. Gene Ontology annotation, molecular function: Atg8-family ligase activity. Gene Ontology annotation, cellular component: cytoplasmic ubiquitin ligase complex; cytosol. The transcript is spliced from 3 exons. Bases 254 to 1288 code for a protein of 344 amino acids. Gene Ontology annotation, biological process: autophagosome assembly; autophagy of mitochondrion; nucleophagy. Lineage: Eukaryota; Fungi; Ascomycota; Sordariomycetes; Xylariales; Microdochiaceae. The record is from RefSeq and is a predicted model, not a curated record.